CGGAGUGAACGGAAGCAUGAAACAGCAUGGCCACCUUGUGACAGAAAUGUUUACUUACUUUGCUUAAUUUUCUGUGAAACACGAGUACCGGAGGUAGAAGUGCACUUAUUUGCUGUAAAUUAGCCCAGUCUGUCUGUUUACUGUACAGACCCUCCGUUUCGGUAUGGACCGUCCAGCACCGACAGCAGAAUACAGCAGAGCAGCGAAUGGACCUCCAACACCUGAAGCGGCUUGUUGUGUUCGCUGCUCCGGUGGAGGUGUAAUCCCGCGGCUCUACCGGGACGAGAUGGUACAAAUUGUCAAACUAGCUGCUCCAGUGGUCAUUUCCCAGCUGAUGGUGUUUCUGAUAGGUAUCAUCAGCAUAGUGUACUGUGGUCACAUGGGAAAAACAGAACUAGCAGCUGUAUCACUCGCAAAUGCGGUGGUUUACAUCGCUGGUAUUUCCAUUGGCACUGGUUUAUCAUCAACUUGUGAUACCCUCAUAUCUCAGACGUAUGGGAGCGGUAACUUGAAGCGCGUGGGUGUGAUUCUCCAGAGGGGGAUUCUUAUACUACUGCUGGGCUGUUUCCCCUGCUGGGCCGUCCUCAUCCACACUGAACCUCUCCUACUUGCUAUCAAACAGAGCCCAGAGGUCGCCAGUCUCUCCCAGCUGUAUGUGAAGAUCUUUAUGCCUGCUUUGCCGGCUACUUUUAUUUACCAGCUGCAAGGGAAGUAUCUUCAAAAUCAGGGAAUUAUGUGGCCCCAGGUUAUAACUGGAGUGGUUGGAAAUGUGCUGAAUGCUCUCAUCAACUACAUCUUCCUUUAUCCUCUGGAGCUGGGUGUCGCUGGAUCUGCACUAGCCAAUGCUAUCUCACAGUAUUCGCUGGCUUUGUUAUUAUUCAUUUACAUCUACUGGAGGGGUCUGCACAAAGCCACUUGGGGAGGCUGGUCAAUUGACUGUCUGCACGAAUGGGGUGACUUUGUGAGACUGGCCAUUCCCAGCAUGUUUAUGAUUUGUCUGGCGUGGUGGACGUUCGAAAUAGGAGGAUUUCUGGCUGGUCUGAUAAGCGAGGUUGAGCUGGGCGCUCAGGCCAUAGUGUACCAGCUGAGCACUAUAGCUUACAUGGCCCCACUAGGAUUCACAGUUGCUGCCACAGUACGCGUUGGGAAUGCUCUUGGUGCAGGAAACGUAGAGCAGGCCAAGCUGUCCUGCAAAGUUCCCAUCAUAUGUACAUUCACAGUCGCAUGUGUUGUUGGAGCCAGUCUAAGCAUCAGCAGAAAUGUCAUUGGAUACAUUUUCACCACAGAGCAAGACAUUCUUCAGAGGGUUGGUGAGGUCAUGCCUCUAUUAGGUUUCUUGCAUAUUGCCGACGCCACUUCGGGAGUAGCUUCAGGUGUUCUUAGAGGAGCAGGGAAACCAUUGUUUGGUGCUCUGUGUAACCUGGUGGGAUUCUACAUCAUUGGUUUACCUACUGGUGUGUCCCUGAUGUUUGCAGCAAACAUGGGCAUUGUGGGGCUGUGGACAGGACUUGUCAUUUGUGUGACACUGCAGUGUAUUGUUUUUAUCAUAUUUUUGUACAAACUUGACUGGAAAAAGGCAGUUGAAGAGGCUAUUGUGAGAGCAGGAGUCCAGAAUGCAGAAGAAAAAGAGAAAGAGUUGGAGCAAACAGACUUGAAUCAGAAGCAGGCCUCGGUCACCACAACUACAUCCAGCUGUGUGAGUGCUGAGGAGGGGGGCACAGACCUAGAAGAGCAUGAUCCAGGCCACAGUCAACUACAAUCCACUACUACUACUACUACUACUACUACUACUGUGGGGGAUGUGCUGUCAGUGCCACAGCUGGUUUUACGGCGUGGCCUGGCGUUGUUAGUCAUGGUCGUCAUUCUUGUCGCUGGAAUCAUAAGCAGCGACUUACUGGUGAGGUUGUUAAAAGAAUAACACUAUUUUAUAAUGUCUAUAGUGAGAGAGGGCUGCUCAUCCUGUUCUGUGCAGCUUUCAAUCACUCUUAGCUUUAUUUUUAUAUGCUUUGUUUUAUUUUUGCCUUACUGGGCUGUGUAGUCGUUGUAGUUAAUCAAUUAUUACUCAAAGAGCCAGAGAGAACAAUAUAUAUUUUCUUAACUAUCAAACUAAACCAGGGACUGCAAUAAAUAGUGGGGUUACAGUUUUCUAAUGCAGCUACAUUGUACAAUCUGUCCUGUUUGCUUUGAUAUUCAAACACUAUGUCGUAAGCAAUAAUAUUAAGGUGCUGUACAUCUUGAGGUAUCAGAGUUCAUAAGCACAGAUACUGGACUGUGUGCUUUCUCACCUAUUAUCUGUUAAAUCAGAGUGAAACAUGUGGAUCAAAAUGAGUUUUUUGAUCCCAAAGAGCAGUCACUGUACGUCAUCUGAACUGUGACUAACGAAGUCUGCCUAUCAUUGCUGCAAUCGAUAGCUAGAAUUGGCAGGCCGUGCUGGUCAGCUGAUUGAUUCCAGAUGUACUCACACAUGUGGCUAAGCUGCCUUGAGCCCCUAUAUGCUUCAAACAUUUGGCACAAACUUACAGGGUAUGUGAGGCACUGUUAUUAUUAUAUAAAUCAUAUUAACAAUAUAUCCAUUUGAUGUUGUUUUUGGAUCAACAACAAAAAAACUGUUUUUGUGUGGACUGCCAUUUUUAUUUCCUGCCAUUUACUCCACCUGGGACACCCUACACUCUAAUCUUCCCUGCCAAAACACCUGAGAAUAGUAGAGAGGUGUUUCAUAAAGAAGGUUAGGUAAAGGGGGCUUUGUGAAAAGUCUGGCUGAGCCCAGAGGGUUUAAAUUGUUCUUUAAAGCCACCUAAGAGCUAAAGUGAUAAGACUAAUUAAAGCCUGUUUUCAGCUGUUAUAUGACUUGAAAACACAGUCUGAGACACCAAAUUCAGAAUUCCUCAAUACAUCAUAAAGCAAAAAUGAUGUAAAAAGAACAUUGUAGUGCCUGCAGGUAAAACAUGUAAUGAACAUAUAAUAUGAUGAAUGAAAUAUUAAAACACAUACUGAGAAAACAGGCCAAGAAUCAAACUAUAUGGUGACCAGAGUUUGACUUAUGUAAAGAUGACCUCUACUACUUUACCUUUCACUCAGUUUGUUUCAACUGCUUGUACCUCAUGUUAGGUUCAAGUGCAGCGUGAGUGUGAAGAUUAUUUCUGUGUCAUGACUGUUGAAAAUUAAUUAGCAUUUUCUCGAAUUUAAGUCUCUGUCAGUUGGAUCUUUGGUGUGCAAAAGUGACAAAACAGUUUCCAUGUGGUUGAAAUGUUUAAAUAUAUGAUGACAUUGUGUUUUUUUUACUUUCAAUAAAAGGAUUUUUGAAUGUCUAUUGCAUU
Molecule: messenger RNA, 3317 nt
Organism: Scomber japonicus (chub mackerel)
Lineage: Eukaryota; Metazoa; Chordata; Actinopteri; Scombriformes; Scombridae
Product: multidrug and toxin extrusion protein 1-like
Exons: 17
Coding region: 164-1918 (584 amino acids)
Biological process (GO): xenobiotic detoxification by transmembrane export across the plasma membrane
Cellular component (GO): membrane
Molecular function (GO): antiporter activity; xenobiotic transmembrane transporter activity
Source: RefSeq, a predicted model, not a curated record